Messenger RNA from Limulus polyphemus (Atlantic horseshoe crab), 8017 nucleotides. RefSeq names its product tyrosine-protein phosphatase Lar-like. Gene Ontology annotation, molecular function: protein binding; protein tyrosine phosphatase activity. Gene Ontology annotation, biological process: protein dephosphorylation. The record is from RefSeq and is a predicted model, not a curated record. The annotation marks the transcript as partial. The transcript is spliced from 27 exons. NCBI's taxonomy places the organism in Eukaryota, Metazoa, Arthropoda, Merostomata, Xiphosura, Limulidae.
AGCCAGGUAGUGCUCCACGAAAUGUAACAGCACGACCUCUCAGUUCGAGUACAAUUGUCAUACAGUGGGACCAUCCUAAAGAGCCGAAUGGUCAAGUGACUAGUUACAAAGUGUACUACACAACUAACCCUAAACUUCCAACAAAUGCAUGGAAUGCUCGAAAUGUUGAUAGGAAUCAGCUGACCACAAUCGGUGAUAUGACACCACAAACUAUCUACACUAUCAGGGUGCAGGCUUUCACCAGUAGGGGUCCAGGACCAUUUUCUGCUCCAGUGCAAGUGAAGACACAGCAGGGAGUGCCUAGUCAGCCAGGUGACAUGAAAGCUGUUCCCACAUCAUCAACAACAGUAGAGUUGUCAUGGAAACGCCCAGAAUAUUCCGGAGAAAACAUCAUAGGUUUUGAACUCUAUUGGAAUGAUACCUUUUCCCACCAACAGUAUCAUCGUUCAAUCCCCAACAUAGAAUCUUACACACUUAGUGAUCUGUAUCCAAAUACUGUCUACUAUGUGUGGGUUGCAGCCAAAUCAAAGAGGGGUGAAGGUGCCGCAACACUUCCCAUUGCUGUUAGAACAGACCAGUAUGUGCCUGGCGCUCCUCCCCAAGAUGUCCACGGCUAUGCCUUAAACUCCCGAUCCCUUCACAUCACCUGGCAACCCCCUCCCCUGGACCAGCAGAAUGGCAACAUCACCUACUAUAAACUCAAGUACUUGAAGGCCGACGAGGGUAACGAUCCAAGCAAGGCCCGUCAGAUCCAGACUGGCCCUGAUGAACGUUCGUUUACCAUUGAUAGGCUGGAGAAGUGGACAGAGUAUCAUGUAUGGGUGCUGGCAGGCACUGUCAUUGGUGAUGGUCCAUCUUCCAAACCACUUAAUAUAUGCACCGAGGAAGAUGUACCAGGUGAGCCUCGUCAAGUCCAGGUCAAAGUAAUAAACAGUACCUCCUUGAAUGUCCAGUGGAAGCUUCCAUCAAUUCAUGAAAGAAAUGGACUGAUCAGAGGUUUUCAGAUUCAUGUGCAGGAGAAAAACUUGGAUGGGGAUUUAGUCAAUGAGCCUAUUCGAUAUGAUGUAGCCAAUGAAAAAGCAGAAGAGUAUAAUGUAACGGGUCUGCAACCAGACACAACUUAUGCCGUGCAAGUGGCUGCUGUGACUCGUAAGGGAGAUGGAACCCGCAGUCAUCCUCAAAUAGCUAAAACAACUGGUGGAGUUCCUACAAGGCCAGAGUUAAUAUUAAAAGUAUUGAAACAGGACCCUCUAGUUAGCGUCAAUGUAUCAUGGCUUCCACCUUCCCAUGUUUAUGGAGAUCUUAAGUUGUACCGUUUGAAGUUUAGCCGUGCAGAUGGAACCCAUAAGGAACAAAAAGAAAUUCAACCCAGCAACACGUACAUAGUCAUUGAAGAUUUGGAUCGUGGUGCUAAGUACCAGUUCCGACUAGCUGGAAAAAAUCAAGUAGGGUGGGGACAAGAGGCUGUUCUUCAACUAGAUACUCCUGAAGGCCGACCAACAGCUCCACCACAAAAUAUCAGCAACCAUCUCCAGAGUCCAACGACCGUUCUAGUCACGUGGAGUCCACCACUGAGACAGUACAGUAAUGGAAAAAUCGUCCUAUACCAAAUUCAGUUUCAUCGAGCUUCAGAUCAGAAUCCUGAAACAAAGAACACAACAUUAACUCGUCUGGUCUUCAGUGACUUGGAUGAGAACACGGAAUAUUUGUUUCGAGUCCGUGCCAUGACCUCUGCAGGGUUUGGACCAUGGAGCAGGCUAGAGAAUGUCCAUACCCCUGGUGAUGUUCCUUCUGCUCCUACAAAUGUACAAGCAAUGGCAACUUCUGACCAGUCUGUAGAAGUCUGGUGGGAUGAAGUUCCUUAUUUUUUAGAUAUUCUGGGAUAUCGGGUGCUCUUUACACAAACUGCUGGAGAGGAUUUAGAUCUUUGGAGAUUAAAAGAAGUUCCUCUCACUUGGUCAGCAGAAUUAACUGGACUCGACACCCAUGGUCAGUAUUCAAUUAGAGUAGGAGCAUACACCCGUCAAGGUGUGGGACGACUCUCUGAGAUAAUAACCGUGAAGGUUAGCCCCCAAGAUGUUCCCAAUAAUCUUCAAGCAUAUGGGAUUACAACUCACAGUAUGAAGUUGUCAUGGCGACAUCCCAUUAAACUUAAUCCAAUAGGAUACAAAUAUAACUGGGACGGAAGUAGCUGGGCUUGUCUCAGCAUUCCCGUGUUAUACUUGCAUAAAUCUUCAGGAAAAGGGGAAGAGAUUGGGACUCCAAGGCCAAUGGUCAAGCCUGAUCACCUUGGGAUCAAGAAUAACCAGGAAAUUAAAGUGAUAUUACCCCAAGCCUCGGAAGAGUAUGGUUUGAUAAGUCACUACUACCUCAUAGUUGUCACAGAAGAACAAGCUAGAGAGAACACUGACACAUAUACAGAGGAUGAGCUCAUGAAGACAUCUUUAGAUCAACGUGAGCCUUACAUUACUGCUAAGUUCCUAAGACGCAACAUGCCCCAAAACUUUCUUCUAGGAGAUGGGAAAGUCUAUAAUGGCUUCCUGAAUCGCCGCUUACAGCAUGGACAGAAGUACAGGAUAUUUGUGAGGGCAGUAGUAGAUACACCCCUAGAGAAUCUCUAUACCAGCAGUCCUCUGUCAGAUGCUUUGAGUCUAGAUAUGAAUGGUGGUUCUUUAGAUUCGGAAAAUGCCAAGACCACUGAAAUUAAUAAGGCACAUGAUGAUGAAGUUAAUAAGGUUUACAGCAAUCAACAGUCUGGAAUAUUUUGGAUCAUUGGCCCAAUAGUCGCUUGUGUGUUGAUCAUAACUUGUGUCAUUAUUGUCUUUAUUAUGAAAAGGCGUAGACAGUUAAGUAAAACACCAGGUGGUGAAACAACAACAAAACUCCUCGUCAAUCCUUCAGACAGAGAGUUUACUACCCACCCAAUGGACCCUGUCGAGUUGCGAAGGCUGAAUUACCAAACCCCAGCCAUGAUGAAUCAUCCUCCCAUCCCAUUGACAGAGUUGGCCAAUCACAUUGAAAUGUUAAAAUUAAAUGAAAAUCUGAAAUUUUCACAAGAAUAUGAGUCCAUAGAACCUGGGCAGCAGUUUACUUGGGAGAAUUCCAACUUGGAAGUUAACAAACCCAAGAAUCGGUAUGCUAAUGUUAUUGCUUAUGAUCACAGUCGAGUGGUGCUACAGCCUCUACAAGAUAUUCCAGGCUCAAACUACAUCAAUGCUAAUUACUGUGAUGGUUACAGAAAGCAUAAUGCUUACAUUGCUACUCAGGGACCUCUACCAGAAACAUUUGGAGACUUCUGGAGGAUGGCUUGGGAACAGCGUUCAGUCUCUAUUAUCAUGAUGACAAAAUUGGAAGAAAGAACCAGAAUUAAAUGUGACCAGUACUGGCCCAGUAGAGGUACAGAUACUUAUGGAGUAAUGCAUGUCACUUUGACAGAUGUACAGGAAUUGGCAACAUACUGCAUACGCACCUUUACAUUACAGAGGAUGGGGCUUUCAGAGAGGCGAGAGAUACGACAGUUUCAGUUUACAGCAUGGCCAGAUCAUGGAGUACCAGAUCAUCCCACACCUUUCUUGAUCUUUCUGAGACGAAUCCGGUCCAUGAAUCCCCCAGAUGCUGGGCCUAUCAUUGUGCAUUGCAGUGCUGGAGUCGGAAGAACUGGCUGCUUUGUGGUCAUUGAUUCCAUGUUGGAGAGGCUCAAGCACGAAAACACAGUUGACAUUUAUGGCCACGUGACAUGCUUGAGAGCCCAGAGGAACUACAUGGUACAGACAGAAGAUCAAUACAUUUUCAUCUAUGAUGCUGUUUUAGAUGCUGUUCUCUCUGGAAAUACUGAAGUUCCUGCCCAAAAUCUUUAUUCCCACAUACAGCAGCUAAUGGAGGUUGUGCCAGGAGAUAACAGUACAGGCAUGGAAAUAGAAUUUAAGAGAUUAACAAGCAUAAAGACAGCCUCUGCUAAGUUUAUUAGUGCCAAUCUUCCCGUCAACAAGUUCAAAAAUAGAUUAAUGAAUAUCUUGCCUUAUGAAGCCACACGAGUUUGUCUCCAGCCAAUUCGUGGAGUUGAUGGAUCAGAUUAUAUCAAUGCCAGCUUUAUUGAUGGUUACAAGUAUCAAAAUGCUUACAUUGCCACUCAGGGUCCACUACCAGAAACAACUGAAGAUUUCUGGAGGAUGUUGUGGGAGCACAACUCAAACAUUGUUGUUAUGUUGACCAAACUGAAAGAAGUUGGUCGGGAAAAGUGUCAUCAGUAUUGGCCAAGUGAGCGAUCGCAGAGGUACCUGUAUUAUGUGGUUGACCCUAUCACAGAAUACAACAUGCCACAAUAUAUCUUGAGAGAGUUUAAAGUCACAGAUGCUCGGGAUGGCCAGUCAAGAACAAUUCGUCAAUUUCAUUUCACUGAUUGGCCAGAACAGGGUGUGCCCAAGUCAGGAGAAGGGUUUAUUGAAUUCAUUGGACAAGUUCACAAGACUAAAGAGCAGUUUGGUCAAGAAGGUCCGAUUACCGUUCAUUGCAGUGCUGGAGUUGGUCGAACUGGAGUUUUCAUCACCCUCAGUAUUGUAUUGGAAAAGAUGCAGUAUGAGGGAUUUGUGGACCUUUUCCAGACAGUCCGGACUCUGAGGACCCAACGACCAGGAAUGGUUCAGACAGAGGACCAGUACCAGUUUUGCUACAGAGCAGCAUUAGAAUACCUUGGCUCAUUUGAUCACUAUGCAAAUUAGCCUUCACAUCAGUUUGGCCAGUGAGUGUUGUGUCUAUGUACUCGUACUUGAGACUUGCUGAAAAAUGUUGUUCUCCUAAUCUUACCACUGUCAACAGUUAGUGUUGUGUUAAUAUACUCGCACUGAGACUUGCUGAAGAAUAUCAUUCUCCUAAGCUUGCCACUGUCAACAGUUAGUAUUGUGUUAAUAUACUCGCACUGAGACUUGCUGAAGAAAAUUGUUGUCCUAACCUUACCACUGUCAACGAUUAAAGUGUUGUGUGUCUGUGUAUUCACACUCGAGACUUGCUGAAGAAUAUCAUUCUCCUACUCUUACCACACUGUCAACAGUUAGUGUUGUGUUAACAUACUCACUCCAGACUUGCUGAAGAAAGAGGGUUCUCCUAAUAUUACCAUUGUCGACAGUUAGUGUUCUGUUAAUAUACCCACACUUGAGACUUGCUGCAGAACAAAGUUCUGCUAACCUUAGCACUUUCAACAAUAAAAGUGUUGUGUUAAUAUACUCACACAUGAGACUUGCUGAAAAUAUUGUUCUUCUAAUCUUACUGCUUUCAACAAUAAAAGUGUUGUGUUAAUAUACUCACACAUGAAACUUGCUGAAAAUAUUGUUCUUCUAAUCUUACUGCUUUCAACAAUAAGGGUUGGGUCUAGUUACUUACACAUGAGACUUACUGGAGAAUAUCGUUCUCCUAAUCUUACCAUUGUCUACAAGUAAAGUGUCAUGUCAAUAUACUCCCCUUGUGUGCACAAAUACUUGAAUCUUGCUGAAGAAUGUCAUUCUCCUAAUAUGGCCAUUGGUCAUCUAAAGUUGCCUCUAGCAAAAGAAAGAAAUGUGAACUAAAACUUAGUGAAAUAAACUUCAAAUCGUUUCACUUUUUGGCCUCAGGUUCAUUAGAGAGCAUGUGUUCUGUUAAUGUAUGUUGUAGUCUCACUGCUUUUGCUCUUUCUUAUCAUUGAAAUGAAACAACAAAAGUGGUGAUCUGGUUCAAGUCUCAAGGCACUCACUGCCAUUGUUCAUUAUACCAUGCUCAAGACUCAGACGUUGCCUUGUGGUGUGUUGUGGUGGAAGUGUCUAUAGCUGCUGUGAUGGUUGCCACUUUAGUCAAAGCUGCUCCUUUUUUCAACUAGUGUUACGAAUUACUAAAAAUGCUUAAUUGGUGACCUCUAGUUUCUGUGUUGUUCUCUACUGUUUGACAUCAAACAACAUUCCUGGGAAAUUGGAAAUGAGAUUAUUGUCCUCAAACUAGCAUAAUAUAUUUGGAAAUUGCUAUAUUGUAAACAAGGUGUAUUUCAGUGAGCUUGUUUACAAAACUUAUGUGAUGUUUACUUAAACAAUUAAAUGUAAUACUUGUCUUUUUUUUUUUUUGGUCUUUGCGUUUUUAUUAAGUAUUAUUGCAGAAACAAGAUUUUGAACAUUAUCUAUAGUAGUUUUCUUGAACUAGACACACUCUUCCAGUUCCUUAGGUGUUCAGAUUGUUAUAAAACCUGCAGUUCAGAUAAACCUCAAAUACUUCUGGAAAUACUCCAAUAGUAACUACAGUCACUGGGUUUAUGUUGAUGGAAGGUAAGGCACCUCCACACUUUUGGUAAAUCUAUUAUUUUUGAAAACUCGCAUAGUUUAUGAUGAUGCAUACCUUUCAAUAUUUUUGUAUUUGUACAUUAAUAUUUGAAUUCCCUGUGGUAAGUGACUUUAUGUACUAUUUUGUUACCACACACUCUGGUAUAAGCAUGCCACUUAAAAACGAAAGGUAUAAUGAUUUCAUUGUGUAACUGGUUAUUCAGUAUAUAGGUUCCAGUAUUUUUCAUUGUUGGAAAGUUUGCCCACCCCCCUCUGUGCCAUCAGAAUCAUGUGAUUACAAUGAUGAGCAAGAAUAGUUGUAUACAUUAAAGCAUUUCAGUAUAAUUUCUUACAAUACCAUGUUUGCCGAGCUUAUACAAGUUUUUUGGUGUAGAUGAUCUGUGACAUUUUUUUUUAAAGGCAUAAAAUGUAUCAGCUAAAGUAUGUCAAUUAUAUCAUGAUAAUCCAUAAUUCAAUAGAGUAGAGGUAAAUAUUUAUUAAUCAAUUUCCAACAUCAUCUAAUAUGGAAGCACCUUCAUUUAACAUUUUUUAAACAGGUAAGGGAGAAUUUUGUGUUUACAAGUUAAAGAACCUGUUGAUUUUUAUUUCAUUGAAAUGAAUAACUGUGUAAUAUUAUACUAAAAUUAACAUGAUUCAUUUGGAAAUAGUUGUCCAUUGCUUAGAUUUAUUGUUUAUUUCACAAUUUUAGAGUUAAAAAGCUGAAUGUUUGUCAAAGUUUCCAUUCCCACAGUUUUUAGACAGAAAACCUGCAUGGGAUAAUUACUAGUCCUUUUCUGUUUUUAUGGGACAGGCUACUUGGAAGAGCUAAAACAGAUUUUUACUUUUUGUUAAUACAUCUCCAAUGCAGACAACACAGAAGCUACAAGUGGUAGUCUCAGUGGUUUUUUGGUUCCUUUGUUUUUAUUAAUUCUCUGUAAACAGUGUGAGUUGUUUGUUAUUAUUUAAAAAAUAUCUUUCAACCUCUAGAGUAAUGUUUUGAAACAGACAUUCUCAAGUUUAAAGAUUCUUGUAUUUUGUUGUUUAGCUGUCAAUAUGAUAAUACAUUCCAUUUUUUUUACCAACUGUUUUGUUCCAUAUAAACCAAAAGACUUGGCAUUUGGUAAAAGUAGACACCUAAAGCAACAGUAUACAAUAACAAGUGUAAAUAUUUAGGACAGAUUAGCAUUAAGUAAACAAUUGGCUACUUGUAGAUUCGAUCAAUUAGCACCUUCUAAGAUUUUUGAAACUCUUUAAAAAUUAUUUCAGGAAAACUUACAUCACAUCACCAUAAAAUGAGAAGUACAUGAUAUUGUCAACAGUGAUAAAGGAAAACAAAGAUAGUAGAGUGCCUUUUAUUGAUUAACAAUGUUUAAUAAUAUGUUGUGGAUGAUAUUUUAAAGGCAAGUUAAUGAGACCAUUAUUUAAACAAAAUAAUCCUGAUUAUACUACUCUAGCUAUCGAAGGUUAAGUUUAAUAAGGAACUCUGUAAAGUUAUUAACAUUAUCCAACUCUAGACUUGAAAAAGAAAAUUAUGUAUCUCCAACCAUAUGUCUAAAACAGAUUCUGAUUAAAGUCUCAGUACACUUGAUUUAUUUCUUGUGGCGUGUUUCUGUUACUUCUGUAUAAACACAACUGAUCUAUGAGUAGCCACAUAUAUCUCCAUGUCUUAGUCACUAAAGUAACUCAGGAAGUUGGCUAGGUUACUUUCUAAUUCUAGAAAUAAAUGGCUUUAUAACACCAAA